AUGUGUCUAACGCUUCGCGGGAAGAAAUACUGGAAAUGCGCGGAGCCCGGUUGCCGGCAAACGGCUGUGACACUGAUGGACUCAAAAGAUAUGGUGAAGUCCCCUUCUAUAGAGCACCCAGGGCACGGUCCAUCCAGGGAGAAAAUUGUGAAAAAUGAAGUUGCCUGGAAUGUGAAAAAUGCCAUUUCUCAGCACUCUAUGGCUUCCGUUGCAGCGGCUUCUUCUGAUUCGAUAGCUGGGUUGAAGGCAGCAGAUCGAGGAUACCUGAAUGCCUUGAAUCAGGUUGCUCUAAGGGAGAGGAGAACAGAAAUUCCUGCAUUGCCACCCACAGUCGCAGAUCUUCAGGUUGACGGCAGCUACCGCUGUACAACGGAGGGUGUGGACUGGCUCAGUCAUGAUCAUGUGCACAAUGCCCUUCGGAUGAUGAUUUUCACCACCACAAAGAAUUUGGAAUACCUUCAGCAUGCAACCACUUGGUACGGCGAUGGGACGUUCGGAAUUGCACCGCGAGCACGGGAUGACGGUUUUGCUCAACUUUAUUCCUUGCAUGCACUUUGCUUUCUUCCUCUGUCGUGGUAUUUUGAAGUUGGACUUUUUCGUUCCAAGCUUGAGGAAAUAGAAUUUCGAGAAAGGACCGUAUUCACCGAAUGCGGUGUCGGAUAG
Molecule: messenger RNA, 663 nt
Organism: Darwinula stevensoni
Lineage: Eukaryota; Metazoa; Arthropoda; Ostracoda; Podocopida; Darwinulidae
Source: the annotation of a GenBank genome assembly